CGAGCGAGUUCGGAACCAGACUGCUAUAGCCUUUCAGAUGCCCCGUCGUCGCCUUCUGCCGUUUCAAUCACGAGUUUUCAAGAAGCACGGCUUCGGGAACAGGAGGACUUAGGGCGAUAUAGCCCCCGAAGCGCCGUCGCUCGCCGCUUGGGAGAACUCGCUAUCCGCGGAGAUCAUUUCUCCAAUUACGAGAGCCCAAGUGGCCAUUCGCAGGAACCAGGACAAACAAAAUGCUGGCUUGGUCCAUAUAGCGGCUUUCAUAAUAUGUCUGGACCGUUAUCUGUUGCAGAAAGCGAUCCCAAUCAGAGUGGGACGCAUGACUCUUCCGCAAAAACUCAACCGGAGAACAAACCCCAAACCACGCCUACACCGUCUCCGAAGAAACAAUCAGUCUCAAGCCCCCGCAGGAAACGAAAUCCAAUAGCUACAUCAAAGGCGCGCAAUCAACGGAGGUCAUCCCCGCCCCUUGCUGCGAGUGCAACCGAAAAUCCGCUUACAUGGCAUGAUUCCGAGAUUACUGGGCACAACCCAACCGACCCGACCGACGAUGGCUAUGGUAUCAAUGGAGUUGGGUUUAAACCAACAGCAGCAAUGGCCUGGGCUAGGUCGCAGAGAAGACAACGGCAGGUUGCCGAUUGGAAGAGUCGCGAGGCACGGGAUGCUCGAGAAAGGCGAAGAGAGAGGCGCGAUGGCCAUGAAACGGACAAAAUGCGCACUAUACAAAAUGGUGCUAUCCAAAAGAGGGUCAAAUUCGAA
Aspergillus wentii DTO 134E9 is the source of this 756-nucleotide messenger RNA. RefSeq lists its product as uncharacterized. The record is from RefSeq and is a predicted model, not a curated record. NCBI's taxonomy places the organism in Eukaryota, Fungi, Ascomycota, Eurotiomycetes, Eurotiales, Aspergillaceae. The transcript has a single exon. The annotation marks the transcript as partial.